This is a messenger RNA of Megalopta genalis, 3516 nucleotides long. Its product is annotated as IQ and AAA domain-containing protein 1-like. NCBI's taxonomy places the organism in Eukaryota, Metazoa, Arthropoda, Insecta, Hymenoptera, Halictidae. The record is from RefSeq and is a predicted model, not a curated record. Gene Ontology annotation, molecular function: ATP hydrolysis activity; ATP binding.
UCAGCGAACAUCGUGAAGUCCACAGCAUCCUAAAAUGAUUCAUUGGCUUUACAGAUUGAUCAUAAACAAGGAUAACAUCGGUUGCCAAAAAUUCUAAACGUCUGGAUUAGUAGUUUCUACGUUCUUGCGACGAUUGCAGACCGAACACGAAUAGAAGCAACAAGUUGUUAACUGAACAUUGUCCGAUUCAGUCUUGUCACCUCACCAUCACCAUCCGCUUUCAAUAACCCAACUUUCGGCCCUUCGAUCACCUUACAAAUUUAUCCGUGAAUACUCCGAUAAAAACAGCUUCCCUUAACACUCAAAAUCAGUAAUUGGUGUUUUAGUGUCUCAACGGAGGCAUUCAAGAGCAACGGUAAUCGAAAAGCCAGCCCGUUGAAGCCCGGAGAAAGAGACUGCCCCCGAGACCGAUGUCGCAUAAUCACUACAAUGAAUUGUGGCUGAUCGCGAGGAACGACUUGGAGAAAUUGUUAAUGCUCGAUCGGAGGAUACAAGCCCGGACGCGAACGAGGAGGAAGGAAGAAGGUUUGAACAUGCUGCUUCCCACGUAUUUGAGAUAUCGCAAUUUGGUGAAGAGACUGAUAGCCUGUCACGAUCAAAUGGUGCAGACGCAGAAACGCGACCUGAUCAAACGUGUUCUGGACUGCGCGGUUGGCCGUAUGCUCGACUACAAGAAAAGGAUCGUUGAUCUGAAUUUCUCGGAUUACCAGUGGCCCGACGACUUCAUGAAGCAGUUAAAAUACAGUCCGGACGAUGUCGAGAUCACGAUGUCAGCGAGUGGCAAGGACUCGGUCCAGCAGCGUAGAAAACGCAUAGAGGAGAUGAUAGAGAACGCUUUGAAAUUACCGGCAGAGGAAUAUAAAGCAUCGGUGACUGAAGCCGAAAGUCUGAUAAUGUCAGAAGCAAGCGCGACGAAAGUCCGCAGACGCAGAGUGAGGGGAGAGAGCACGGCGACCCCGUCGAUCCUUCAGGUCUCACCGGAAGAGUUAGCAGCCCGGGAAGCUCGCCGCGCCGCGGAGGAAACCAUGAGGAGAGCGAUAUUGCUUAUACAGUCUCACGAGAGAGCGAGGAUCGCGAGAAUCGCCGGAACCGAGCUGGAGCGAAUGAGCGUUUACAGAAGAAGACUACAAUUCGGAGAGAUCGUUCCAAAGAAGCUUCCCAGGGACACGUUCGAGAGAGCCGCUAGAAUAAUACAGAGAGCCUGGUGGAACUACAUGAAAAGGAAGAAGUUGAAGAAGAGAAUGUACCGAUUGGAAGAACUACUAGGAGCGGCAGCACCUCGCCACAAGUCCGACCAUGUCCUGGUGAAGGACAGAGAGAACUUUCAGAGGAAGCUGGACCAAAUGCCGGUGUUUGUUAAUCGGGUCGAACAGGCGACACAGGAUCAUCGGGCGAAACUGUGGAAGAUCAGAGGUCCAGGUCUGAUGGAGGACAUCACGGAAGAGAUACGCGAGUGGUUCAUCGUCUGGUACAACGAACUGGGUCAUUUCGACGCGUAUCCUGCAGAGAGCUUGGGCGGUACUAUACUGGUUGUCACCGAAGAAACCCUAACUCCGCAAGAGUUCCUCGCUCAGAAGAAGAUGACGAAGCCCGAUCCAAAAGCUCAGCAGCCGGAGACAACGCCGAUAAAGAAGAAGAUGAAACAUGAGACAUGGAUGGCGGAAACAAAGGCGUUCAGGCUUUUGGACGCAGCGAAUCAGGACUUCAUUGCGGACUGGAGUUUUCGUGACGAUUCGGACGAUCCUCGAAACAAGAUUUACGAGGAUCUAAUCAAGAACGCGCUGUGUUACGAGCUGCAGUUAGAGAUGAGGAAAGCGGUCGACGAGCUAAUGAGGCUCGAGCUGAAGAGGCUGAACCAGGCGCUGAAGAAAGACUGUAAAGCCGAUGGCAGGGAAGUUGAGAUCCCUCGAUCGCACGGAGGAAAGAAGAAAAGGAAAGGGGAGAGGCGAAAGAGAGGCAAGCAGGACAAGUUCACUGUGGAAGAGAGUUUCAACGAGCUGGUCCAAGCGGACAUUAUCACGAACUACCCAACAACGUGUCUGAAGGACUGGCUGGGAGAUCUGUCGUAUCAAAACUACGAGGCAGCCAGAGAGUUUCGAGACCACCGGCACCGAUUAGGCGAGAUCAAGCAAGUGGUGAUGGAGAACUGUGUUCUUCCAUUGAGCUCCAAAGAGAUACACCAAAUCGCGCCUUUGGUGCGAUCGGUAUGCAUCUGCGGGCUACCUGGACACGGGAAGAUGUUCCUGGUGAACGCGAUUUGCUCCGAGAUCGGAGCAUUGUUAAUCAACAUGACGCCGAUCGUGUUGGUGGACAAGUACUUGGGGAAGAAGAACGAGCGGAAAUUGAUAGACAUGAUCUCUAAAGUGGCUCGUGAGCUGGCUCCUUCCGUAAUUUUCAUCGACGACGCGGAGAAGGUUUGGGCGAAGAAAGUUCCUCCGGAGGAGCAAUUCGUGAAACCGAAAAGAUUCGCGAAAUAUUACCUGAAGCUUGUGAAAAGCAUCAAGCGAGGCGACCAGAUCCUAUUUCUCACGACCUCCUCGGAGCCAUAUAAAGCAACAAGUCCCUUCGUCAGGGUACACGACAAGUUCAUAAUGAUUCCUCUCACGGACUACAACACGCUGUACAUGUUUUACAAAGAUCUACUGAUGAGGUACCACGGCGUCGAUCGCGGGAUCGACGUCUCCAGCCUGGCCAAAGUGUCCGAGGGCAUUCCUCUGGAGUUCAUAAAACAGGCGGUGGAGAACGUGAUGAACGUUAGUCGAAGGAUCACCCUCAGGUUCAACCCACUGAACCAGCAAGAAAUCUUGGAGGAGCUGCUGAAGUACAAGGCGCCCGCGAAGAAGACGUUGGAUCAGUUCGUGAAAUUCGAGUCGCGAACUCCGCUCGGGAAGAAGAGAGCGAGAUUGGCGAAGGCCGAAAAGGCAUUACGCGAGCGGAUGAAACGGAUGGAGCCCAAGAAGUGAUUCGUAGAAAACGUAUCGGCCGGGUUUUUCAUCCGGGCAGACCGUUCCGAAGGUUUUCUGUCCCGCGAGAACCGUUCACCGAAAGCGAGGGAACGGAAACUUGUCAGCGAAAACCGUGGGACGUAAACGCAUUCACAGAGGCAAGGCUGCGCUUUUCAUCGAGAAAAUGUUGCGCGGUUUCCUCACCUGUUUACCAAUCGAAAUCAGGAUAGAAAUUCGAAGGGAACGGGUUGGAACGAGAAAACGACGUUCUUUCUAAGAGAGAGACGCGUGAUCAUCGAUUGAGCGAUUCCUUCUUUCUUUCGUGUCGCGAUUCGCCAACGUCCGCGUCCGGACGUGAAACUGGUUUUAGUCUUCGUAGGACGCUAAAAACGAUCCUCGAAAAAGAGAAGCCAGACGCAGCGAGGAACGACGCUGAAAAAACUUAACGCGCUUAGAUCCGGUCGUCGAUCCUAAAUACAACCACCUUCGAAUAUUCUUUACAACUUUGGCAAAGCCAGCUAACAACGUGUAACCGUGGAAUAAAACUGAGAAUGAAAUUAUGAAUGGCUAA